AUAUUAAUUAACCUAUCAAAUAUAAUUCUUUCUUUCCUUUUAUGCUUUCUGCCCCUAAAACCCUUAAAACCCCAACACCAUUUCUUCUUCACUUUCCUCAAUAUUCACCAUAAAACCUAAAAUGGAAGCGUUUGUCCCUAUCUCAAGAACUUCAAAUCCAAUAUCUUUUUACAAAAAUGUAUUUACCCGUUUCUACGUUUCGACCCCAAAUAAUUAUCUUUACAAAAAUCCCACCAAAAGAGACUCAUUAUACAGAAGAAUUUCACCCAUAGGUGACCCAAAAGUGUCUAUAGUGCCUGUACUUGAUCAAUGGAUUAAAGAAGGGAAACAUGUUGUUAAAGAAGAACUUCAGAGUAUUAUCAAAGAAUUAAGAAGUUUCAGAAGAUACAAACAUGCCCUUGAGGUAUCUUACUGGAUGACGGACAAAAGAUUUUUCACCCUCCAACCUUCUGAUAUUGGAGUGCGAAUUCAACUGAUUUUUAAAACUAAAGGUCUAGAAGAAGUUGAAAAGUAUUUAGAUAGCAUCCCACAGCAAUUUAAAGGCUUUUACAUGUAUUCAUCUCUUCUCAACUGUUAUACCAGUGAGAAGUCUGUAGAGAAAGCUGAGGCCAUUAUGCAAAAAGUAAGGGAUAUGAGGUUUAAUCGUACACCGUUGUGCUACAAUUUCAUGAUGAACAUGUAUUAUCAAACAGGAAAUUGGGAGAAAAUGGACAACAUGAUGAAUGAAAUGGAGGGGAAGGGUAUAAUUUUUGACCAGUUCACUCUCAUGAUCAGGUUAAGUGCAUAUGCUGCUGCUGGAGAUUCUGGUGGAAUAGAUAAAAUAGCAAUGAUGUUGGAAUCUGAUAAACGGAUCACAUUAGAUUGGAAUGUUUAUACUAUCAUUGCUGAGAAGUAUCUCAAAGUUGGGCAAGCGGAAAAAGCUCUGGCAAUGCUGACUAAACUGGAGGGCAUGCUUGCCACAAUCAAGAAUAAGCAUGCUGCAUUUGAUUUAUCACUAAAACUUUACGCGCAGGCUGGAAAGAAGGAAGAGCUACAUCGAGUUUGGGAUCUGUACAAACAGCAGAAUCAACAAAUUUAUAACAAGGGUUACAUUAGCAUAAUGAAUUCAUUGAUGAAAUUUGAUGACAUAGAAGGAGUUGAACAAAUAUUUGAGGAAUGGGAAUCACGGGGGUUAUCCUAUGACUUCCGAAUUCCAAACAUUUUGAUCGGCGCAUAUUGUAAAAAUGGUGUUCUACGCAAGGCUGAGGCCCUCAUUGACAGAGGAUUACCAAAAGGAGGUGUUCCUUCUGUCAUCACGUGGUGUCAUUUGGCAAGUGGGUAUAUCCAUGAAGAUCAGGUUUCAAAAGCCAUUGAAGCAUUGAACAAGGCAAUCUCAAUCUGCCCGCCUAAGUUUUUCCCUAGCGAGGAGACUUUACGUACCUGUGUAGAAUAUUGGGAAAAUCAGGGAAAUGUGGAGAAGGCUGAGGAGUUUGUGAGGUCUUUAGAGGCCGGGGGUGUCUUUUCAGCAGUUUUUUGUGACAAGUUGCGGUGCUUCAUCAACAAAGGGGAACUACAAACAGGACCAGCAUUGAAGGUGGGAACAACUGAAGGAGAGUUAUGAUUAUGUGGGGGAUGUAUACUGCAAACUGAAGCUUAUUAGGAAGCUCAAUAGCAUGUAGUCCAGUGAGUUAACAGGUGCUUUCACGUCUUUUGUUGGACAAACAUAGCUGUUAUUUUUGUUGACAUUGAACACCCUGUCGUUGAUCUCACUGAAACUUGUCAGUUGUUAGUUUCUAGUGAUCUUAAGCUGCAUUUUCAUCCGUGAUUGCUAACGGACCGCCUUAGUCAUCAAUUCUGUAAAGAUGCUAUAUUCUCAGUACAUGUUAUGGUCAAAUGAACUCUUAAAGUAGGUACUGACUUGUAUAAUCUGCUCCAGAUGGAUAGUCGAUCCUACACCUCUUAAUGAGCAUGUAUAGACUAUUAAACCGCAACACUGGACACAACGUGUCUCUUUCCUGUUUUGGUACCAAUGGCUACUGGGAUGGAACA
Messenger RNA from Capsicum annuum, 2028 nucleotides. Its product is annotated as pentatricopeptide repeat-containing protein At2g20710, mitochondrial. Gene Ontology annotation, molecular function: protein binding. Gene Ontology annotation, cellular component: mitochondrion. NCBI's taxonomy places the organism in Eukaryota, Viridiplantae, Streptophyta, Magnoliopsida, Solanales, Solanaceae. Bases 122 to 1600 code for a protein of 492 amino acids. The transcript is spliced from 2 exons. The record is from RefSeq and is a predicted model, not a curated record.